AUGUUGGCCCCGACGCUGAAGUUGAAAUUCCGGCAAGCUUUGCUGUUAUCUCACCCCGAUAAACACCAGGGGGCUUCUCCCUCUCGACAGCAGCAAGACAGGCGGCCCCACAGCAGCAGCAGCAGCAGCAACAGCAGCAACAGCAGCUGCUGCAACAACGAUUGCAGGAGAUCCGGGCUUUUAAGUAAAAAGCUGCAGCAGCAGCAAAGCCGCAGCAGCAGCACAUCUGCAGCAGCUGCAGAACCCCCCUGGCUCAGCAGCAGCAGCGUCAGCAACAGCUGCAGCAGCAGCAGCAUCGCCAUUACCACAUCAUCAUCAUCAUCGGCAGCAGGAGCAGCAUCGCCAUUACCACAUCAUCAUCAUCAGCAGCAGCAGCAGCAUCGCCAUUAUCAUAAUCAACAUCACCAACAGCAGCAGCAGCAGCAGCAGCAGCAGCAGCGUCGGCAUCACCAGCAGCAGCAGCAGCAGCAGCAUCGCAGCAGCAGCAGCGUCUGCAUCCCCAGCAGCAGCAGCAGCAGCAGCGGCAGCACCCCCACGCCCACCCCCACGCCCAGUCCCAGCAGCAGCAGCAGCAGCAGCAGCAGGAUGCAGCGGGCGUGCGAGAUGGUGGUGUCUUUGCUGCGGCCGCAGCAGCAGCAGCAGCAAGCGCCCUACCAUGUGCUGAAUGUCCAGAUUUUGGCGCUGCUGCAGCGCGAAGGACUCAUAAGGGGUUUUGCUGUCAACGGCAGCAAAAUCAACAUUCUCCUCAAACACUACCAGGGCGCCCCUGUGAUUCGGAACAUCCGCGUGGUGUCGAAGCCCUCGCGGGCUAUUUGGCUGACAGCAGCAGAAUUAAAAGAAAAGACAAAAUUCAAUUCGGGGCUUUGGCUGCUGCAGACUUGCUGCGGUGUACAGACACACCAGGAGUGCAUGCGUUUGGGAAUCGGAGGCAAAGUCCUCAUGGCCGUCAACAACGGCUUCCAGCACUUCUCGUAA
Messenger RNA from Eimeria tenella, 975 nucleotides. RefSeq names its product 30S ribosomal protein S8, putative. The transcript is spliced from 4 exons. NCBI's taxonomy places the organism in Eukaryota, Apicomplexa, Conoidasida, Eucoccidiorida, Eimeriidae. Bases 1 to 975 code for a protein of 324 amino acids. Gene Ontology annotation, molecular function: structural constituent of ribosome. The record is from RefSeq and is a predicted model, not a curated record. Gene Ontology annotation, biological process: translation. Gene Ontology annotation, cellular component: ribosome.